Molecule: messenger RNA, 1083 nt
Organism: Lodderomyces beijingensis
Lineage: Eukaryota; Fungi; Ascomycota; Pichiomycetes; Serinales; Debaryomycetaceae
Source: the annotation of a GenBank genome assembly
AUGAAGACUCUCAAGAUCGGUUUGAUCCCCGGAGACGGAAUUGGAAGAGAAGUCAUCCCAGCAGGUAAGAAAGUCUUGGAGAACUUGCCAGCAAAAUACGAUUUACAAUUUGAGUUUGUCGACUUGGAUGCUGGGUUUGAAUUGUUCAAAAAGACAGGUACGGCCUUACCUGACAAGACAGUAGAGAUUUUAAAGAGCGAAUGCGACGGUGCUUUGUUCGGUGCUGUGUCAUCACCAACCACCAAAGUCGAAGGCUACUCGUCGCCAAUUGUCGCCUUGAGAAAGAAAUUGGGGCUUUAUGCCAACGUGCGUCCCGUGAAGUCCGUCAAGGGCAUCGGAAGACCCGUCGACAUGGUCAUUGUCCGUGAAAACACCGAGGAUUUGUACGUCAAGGAGGAAAGAACCUAUGAGAAAGAAGACGGUACUAAAGUCGCCGAAGCAAUCAAGAGAAUUACGGAGACGGCUUCCAAGAGAAUUGCCAAGAUGGCCUACGAUAUUGCUUUGCAAAGACAGGCGAUCCGUGACGCUGCUGCCGCUGGUAGUGAGCAACUCCACAGCAAGCCCUCAGUCACCGUGACCCACAAAUCAAAUGUCUUGUCGCAAUCGGAUGGUUUAUUCCGUGAAGCAUGCAGAGAAGUCUAUGACUCGAACCAGGAUAAAUACAAAGGUGUCGACCACAAGGAGCAAAUCGUGGACUCCAUGGUCUACCGUAUGUUUAGAGAACCAGAGAUCUUUGACGUGGUUGUUGCCCCAAAUCUCUACGGUGAUAUCUUGAGUGAUGGUGCUGCUGCGUUGGUUGGAUCCUUGGGGGUUGUUCCAUCUGCCAAUGUCGGCGACAGUUUUGCCAUUGGUGAGCCAUGUCACGGCUCUGCUCCGGAUAUCGAAGGUAAGGGGAUCUCGAACCCAAUUGCCACCAUCAGAUCUACUGCUUUGAUGUUGGAGUUUAUGGGCUACCCCGAAGCUGCUGCUAAGAUUUACGAAGCUGUUGACGCCAACUUGUCCGAGAACAAAAUCAAGACUCCAGAUUUGGGAGGAAAUUCGACUACUAGCGAAGUGGUUGACGAUAUCGUCAGAAGAUUCUAG